AAGGACCUCGCGUCUCCCUCCCUCCAGAGAGAGAGAGAGAGAGAUUUUUUUGAUUAACCCCAAUGCUGAAGGCUGAAGGCUGAUGGCUGAUGGCUGAUGGCUGAUGGCUGAAGUAAAGGUCCUCUUCUUUCUCUAGUGUCAUAUCAUGAAAAUAGCUCUCUCUCUCUUAUAAGCCCCUUUAACCGCCCCCUACCCUUUCGCCCCACGACAUUUGUUUUCCUCAUGGCCAGCUCACUCGUUCAUUCAUUCAAACCCCAUCACCAUUACCAAACCCUUCUCUUCAACGUAACCCUUUUCUCCACCAGAUCUCUCAGACUGAUCCUUGGAGAUGCGUACCUACUGAAACCCUCUUCGUUUUUCUGAUUCUUUUUUCUUUUUAUGUUAUUUCCCCAAUAACCCAUUUGUAUUUCUUGGCGAGCCCUUCUCCUUCCCGUAUUCUGUUGGGUUUUCCUUUGAUUUCGCUUCCAUAUUCCUUCUGGGUUUUAUCGACUUUGCAUUGUUGAAGAAGUGUGGUGUGUGUUUUUUUCGCUCCCUUUUCGUGGUCUAAAGUUCGAGUGAAAAUGGCUAAUGGAAUAGAGAAGGAAGUGGGGUUGACUAUUUUUAGCGACGAGGAGCUGAGUGAGAUGAGUGGGAUUAAGAGAAGUGGAGACCAUAUAGAGGUAACUUGUGGAUGUACCAGCCACAGAUAUGGUGAUGCUGUUGGGAGGCUUAGGGUUUUUCUUAAUGGUGACCUUGAAAUCACCUGCGACUGCACCCCUGGUUGUCAGAAAGGCAAGUUGACACCUGCUGCGUUUGAAAAGCAUUCUGGAAGAGAGACAGCUAGAAAAUGGAAGAACAAUGUGUGGGUCAUAGUUAAUGGGGAAAAGAUUCCGCUGUAUAAGACUGUGUUACUCAAAUACUACAACCAGUCAUCAAAGACUGCUAACGGAUCAAGUAGAUCCCAUAAUGGGCGAGUCUUUCACCGUGACGAAUUUGUUCGCUGUAGAAGGUGCAGCAAGGAGCGCAGAUUUCGUCUGCGGAUGAAGGAAGAAUGUCGGACUUACCAUGAUGCCUUAGCAGAUAUGGAUUGGAAAUGUUCGGAUUGGCCUUAUGAUAAAAUAAGCUGUGAUGAUGAUGAAGAAAGAGCAAGUCGCAAGGUUUAUAGAGGCUGUACUCGUUCGCCUACUUGUAAGGGUUGCACCUCGUGUGUGUGCUUUGGGUGCGAGACAUGUCGUUUCUCAGAUUGCAGCUGCCAGACUUGCAUUGACUUCACAAGAAAUGCAAAAGCUUGAGGCUUCUCCCACUCGCAUCUUUUUUCCUAUCUGGAUAUUCCCAUGAAUUUAUUUGAAACUUGAAUACCCACUAUUGUCCAUUUGCAUUCAGCUGUUUUAUCUAUCGAUUCUGAAAUUUUCAACCCAACCAUCUGCUCCCUUUCUUUAACUUAUUGCAGUACACGGUUGAUCGUUAAUGUUUGAUUAGUAAUAUGCAGAUAUGGUGUCACCAAACUCUACCAUUGCAGGCGCCCAAAAUUUACUUUACUUAGAGAGGAUCGGCGAAAGCAUAUCACAUUUAGAACAAAGAGACGGCUGAGUUGUAAAUAGCAGGAAAUAUGGUUGCGUUAUUAAACUUCUAAUUUUAUUUAUCAUUUCUAAUA
Molecule: messenger RNA, 1633 nt
Organism: Momordica charantia (bitter melon)
Lineage: Eukaryota; Viridiplantae; Streptophyta; Magnoliopsida; Cucurbitales; Cucurbitaceae
Product: protein ULTRAPETALA 1
Cellular component (GO): nucleus; cytosol
Source: RefSeq, a predicted model, not a curated record